Messenger RNA from Rhipicephalus sanguineus (brown dog tick), 459 nucleotides. RefSeq lists its product as uncharacterized. The record is from RefSeq and is a predicted model, not a curated record. NCBI's taxonomy places the organism in Eukaryota, Metazoa, Arthropoda, Arachnida, Ixodida, Ixodidae. The transcript has 3 exons. The coding region runs from base 8 to 448 and encodes 146 amino acids.
CUACAGUAUGGGCGAAGAAGCGCAGAAGCUUGGCCAAGUCUUGGAGGAAUUUAGCCGAAGAAUGAUGACCGUCCUUCGAAGUCAGUCAAACGUAGACGACGAGUUGCAUUGUGGAAAGUACAAGGACAUCAUCUCUCAAGCUCUUGACGCUGUGAAGGACCUCGAUCCUUUCCAACCAGGCACUAUGCAGCAGGCGCGCGAUGCCAUCGAAGGUAUCCUCCUUCAACGUCAAGAAAGGACGGCAUUCGAAGAUAUGAAUCUCUUCGGCGCUUUCAUGAAGGUCGUUGGUGAUGACAUCAACGACAUCGGACAGAGCUUAAUCGACCGAGGUAUUAAACUGUGCGGGAAUUUUGUCAUCGAAGAUGCACUGACAGACUUUGAGAAGGAGAACUUUAAGUACUGUACAGAAGUGUUCAGAUUGAGUUCGAUGCAAAACUGGAAGGAUUGACAAAACAGGAA